AACGGCGCGUCACUGGGAUCCAGACUAUCAAAACCUGCCCGCGGCCUGCCACCACCGCCUAGCGCAGCACUGAUUGUUGUCGAUCACAGCACCGUCGUCGCGACUCUUACUCCACCCACCCACCAUCUCACAAUGGCCACCACCGGCGAAGACAGCAAGAGCGCCUUCCCCCAGUCGAUGGCCAACGUCCGCCAGGGCUCGCGCCCGGGACGCUUCGCGCUCCCCAAGGAGGAGUCGUGCAUUGCGCCCGAGAACGUCUGGUCGAACAAGGACAUGGACCCGUCGCCGGCCGAGCACCGCACCUGGACGGCGUGGACCUUCUUCCUCUUCUGGCUCUCGGAGCUCUGGUACGCCGGCCAGUGGGCGACCGUCGCGUCGUUUGUCGAGCUCGGCCUCACGUGGUGGGAGUCAUGUCUUGCCGUGUUUGUCGGUGCGAUCCUCGUCGCGCUCGCGAUUACGGCCAACGGUAUCGUCGGUGCCACGAUCCACACGCCGUUCGCCGUCACGUCCCGCGCGACGUUCGGAUACUGGGGCAGCAAGUUUGUCGUCUUUUCGCGUUGCGUCGUCGCCCUCUUCUGGCUGUCGAUCAACUCGUGGUCGGGCGGCCAGCUCGUCAGCCUCAUGAUCGAGGCCAUCUGGCCCCAGUACGCGCGCCUGCACAACAGCGUGCCCGCGAGCCAGGGCGCCACGACGCGCGACUUUGUGUCCUUCCUCCUCUUCUGGAUCCUCCAGUUCCCCUUCAUCUUCAUCCACCCCAGCAAGCUCAAGUGGGUCUUCAACGUCAAGGCCAUCGUCGUGCCCAUUGUCGCGGUCGGAACCCUCAUCUGGGCGGUCAAGAAGGCUGGCCCCAACGCCAGUGCGGCCCUCUCGGCUCCCGGUAACCGUGUUGCCCCUGGCGUCCCCCGUUUCGUCGCCUUCAUGACCUCGGUGACGGCGGUGCAGGGCACUUGGGCCACGCUCUCGGUUAACAUUGGUGACUUUUCGCGAUACUGCAAGAGCCCCAACUCGAACUGGACCCAGGUCUGGGCCUUCCCCUUCUUCGCCACGCUCGUGUCCGUCUUCUCGGCCAUCUCGGCCACGUGCUGCUAUGCCGUCUACGGCGAGGUGCUCUACCAGCCCUACCUCAUCAUCGCCAAGUGGAACACCUCGCCCGGUGGCCGUGCCGCCAUGUUCCUUGGCGCGCUCGCUUGGGCCCUGUCCAACAUCACCACCAACAUCACUGCCAACUCGAUCUCGGCCGCCAACGACCUCUGCUCGCUCGCGCCCAAGUACAUCAACAUUCGCCGUGGCCAGUUCAUCGCUGUCACCGUCGGCGUCUGGGGCUUUGUGCCCUGGAAGGUGCUCGACUCGGCGUCUAACUUCCUCACCUUCAUGGCCUCGUACUCGAUCGUCCUCGCGCCGAUCGCCGCGCUCAUGGCCUUUGACUUCUUCGUCAUCAAGGGACGCAAGUACGACAUUUACGAGCUCUACCGUCCCGAUGGUAUUUACCGCUACUUUGGAGGCUGGAACUGGCGCACGUACAUUGCUCUUGCCGUUGCCAUUGCCCCCAACCUCCCCGGUAUGGUCGCGGCGAUCAACAACAAGGUCAACAUUGGCAACAUCAAGUACAUCUACAUGGUCAGCAACAUUGCCGGCGACGCCAUUGCGCUGUUCGUCUACUAUGUGCUGCACAAGAUCUGGCCUGCAAAGGAGGCCCUCAUCGACGUUGCUGUCCACGACGUCCUCCCUCUCGGAGAGGAGGAGAAGCGCGCCCGCGGUGACUCGUCGGAGCAGCACUCGAUCGAGGUUGACGCCGGUCUCGCUGCCGAGAAGGCAUAGACUAUACGGGCGCGGGGCUCAUAGGAACAUUUGGAAUGUAAUGAUAAAGAACACUGUGUCGUAGUUGAAUUGUGGCGGCCUGUGCGCUUGCCACACGUCGUGUGGAUAGCGUGUAUCCGUACGCGUAUCUGUAUAUGUAUCUUGUGUAUGAAUGUUAUGUGUG
Messenger RNA from Vanrija pseudolonga, 1981 nucleotides. RefSeq names its product putative permease. The transcript has 6 exons. NCBI's taxonomy places the organism in Eukaryota, Fungi, Basidiomycota, Tremellomycetes, Trichosporonales, Trichosporonaceae. Gene Ontology annotation, molecular function: nucleobase transmembrane transporter activity. Gene Ontology annotation, biological process: transmembrane transport; nucleobase transport. The record is from RefSeq and is a predicted model, not a curated record. Gene Ontology annotation, cellular component: plasma membrane. Bases 133 to 1818 code for a protein of 561 amino acids.